Molecule: messenger RNA, 2347 nt
Organism: Laetiporus sulphureus 93-53
Lineage: Eukaryota; Fungi; Basidiomycota; Agaricomycetes; Polyporales; Laetiporaceae
Product: Metallo-dependent phosphatase
Exons: 10
Coding region: 66-2093 (675 amino acids)
Cellular component (GO): cytoplasm
Molecular function (GO): phosphoprotein phosphatase activity
Source: RefSeq, a predicted model, not a curated record
ACUGGACACUGGCCGCAAUUCACGUUAGCGUCCUCAUCAAACGUCUCGCCGGCCAGUCGUCCAACAUGGCACUCUCCUUAUUUCGACUUGGUCGCUCUCUCAGAUCUAUCUUCUCUCCUGCGGUGGUCUUCAUCGCCUUAUGUUGUCUGCUUACCUUCGUUUUCGUACUCUAUCAGCCCAACGCCGGCCCUGGAGCGUCCCAACGUGUGGGAUGGCAGUCUUGGGAAGUCAUCUCUGGAAUCUCCGGCGACAACGCAGAUGCGACUACUGGCGGAGACAGCACGCCCAUUGCGGGGACUCCGUCGCUGGCAGAAGGAGUCGACUGGUGGAAUGUAACUCAGGGCUCGCAGAAGGUUGAUUCUGCUAGCCUGCCUCUUGAUGUUUGGGACCCUAUGCUCCCACAUGAUACUGGAUUGUCCGAGAUUGAUAUCACGGCAUGCUUCAUUGACCCCUGGUAUGCAGAGAGCCUUGCUGGGGACUUCUGCGCACCAGCGACAACGAAGGAGGCCGACGCAUAUAGAGGGAAGUGGGUCCGCGUUCCACGCAACCUCAAUGUACAAUCGGGGCUUAUGAGUUUGAACAUCUACUACCGACGCACACGCCGACACGACAUUCCCAUUGUGACAGAACUGCGUAUCUUGCCUGACAAGGAGACACCACCGCUCAGUGCCGACUGGCAUAAGGUGUCGCGGACGAUCAGCCCCUCCGGCGAGAAGCUCUAUCUCUGGUACAAGACAGAUAAGACGCUCGCGCAGAUGACAAUGACAGAACGGCAGACAGACCUCGUCACAGAGCUGGACGUACUCUUCGGUGAUAACCAGCCGUGGUAUGGAUUCGAGAAGCUGGACACGCCAGUGCUGGAGGGCAAGGCGAUCAUUCAGCGCGAGAGCGUCUGGCUCACAUACCGUCGGGGGGUGAAACCGGUACCCCGAGCGCCUCCGCUGCAUUUUACGCACGACGGCCGAUUCAAGAUUAUGCAGAUAGCGGACCUGCAUUACUCGGUGUCGGCAGGGACGUGCCGGGACACACCGCUCGCGCCGUGCAGCAACUCGGACAAUUUGACGAACACGCUUCUCGGACGCAUGCUCGACGUGGAGCGGCCAGAUCUCGUCGUCUUUACUGGUGAUCAGCUGAACGGGCAGGGCACCUCGUGGGACGCGCGUUCCGUGCUCGCUAAGUUUGCACGGGCUGUGACACAGCGGGGGAUCCCGUGGGCGGCCAUAUUUGGCAACCAUGACGAUGAGGAUGGGGACUCGAGAGAGGACCAGAUCAAGUAUAUGAAGGGGCUGCCAUACAGCCUUGUCGAGGCGGGCCCGAAGGACAUCCACGGCGUCGGCAACUACGUUCUCAAGGUCAAGAGUGCCGAUGCAUCUAUGACGCAUUUGUUGACACUGUAUUUCCUGGACUCUGGCUCGUAUUCGAGAGGAUUCUUCAACUGGUUCGGAUUUUUUGUGCCCACAGAGUACGACUGGAUCCAUCAGGACCAAAUCGAUUGGUUCUUGCAAGAGUCAUCCUCUAUCGACCCUAUUGAGCGUCCUUUCACUCCGGACAGUGGGAAGGAUCUCGGCGAUAUCUGGGAGCGACAGGCAGCUGACCAGGUGACGCCGGAGACGAGACGUCUCGCGAAGCCCAACGCGCUCAUGUUCUACCACAUCCCUGUACAAGAGACGUAUGCGGCUGCAGAUACAGACCCGAAUACAGGGAAGCCGCUUGACGUUGGGCAGCACGAUCUCGAGGGCCAGGGCUCGCCGAAGAAGCAAGAUGGGUUCUUCCAUAAAGGGCUGCUGCAGGCCCCGGAGAGCGAUCAUGUCGCGGCCGGUAACGCGCGCGAGGUGAAGGUCGUCGCCAAUGGGCAUUGUCACGUCACGGAGAACUGCAGACGUGUGAAGGGCGUGUGGCUGUGCUUCGGCGGGGGAGGAUCAUAUUCAGGCUACGGCCGCGUCGGUUUCGAUCGCCGCUUCCGCAUAUUCGAUAUCUCGGACUACGGCGAGACGAUCCGGACGUACAAGCGCACGGAGAACGACGAGAUCGUGGACGAGAUGGUGCUCGCCGGGCGCGGAGCGCCGCCGCCGUUUGAGGGCCUGCGGCGGUGAGGUCCGCUUGAUGCAUUCCGCCAAGAGGUGGAAUACAUGAUCAUGUAUUAUAGAUGUUCGGUACGGAUUGUAUGUAUACAUGAUGUUUGGCUGUAGGAUUCCGGGGUAUCGGAAUGUACCAUGUAGUCAAUUCAGAAUGGAGAUUGUACGGCAGCGAUCAUCUUGAUGUUGCGCAAAUUUUGUAAGCACAUCGUACAUACAUUCUCACCUGUUUAAAUUAAGAUGUCCACCCUAUCUGAUACUUGAUGACGGCG